Eleginops maclovinus (Patagonian blennie) is the source of this 5108-nucleotide messenger RNA. Its product is annotated as acid-sensing ion channel 1-like. Gene Ontology annotation, molecular function: ligand-gated sodium channel activity. The transcript is spliced from 10 exons. Gene Ontology annotation, biological process: sodium ion transmembrane transport. Gene Ontology annotation, cellular component: plasma membrane. The record is from RefSeq and is a predicted model, not a curated record. Bases 655 to 2148 code for a protein of 497 amino acids. NCBI's taxonomy places the organism in Eukaryota, Metazoa, Chordata, Actinopteri, Perciformes, Eleginopidae.
CGCGAGCAGAGAAAAAGGCUCACGACUCCUCACCACCGACCAGAAUAACCAACCGUCUGAUCCCAAAGACGUUUUCUGAUUCAUGAGCAGACAAAAAAAUUCUUGACCUGAACAUCAGCGGAUUUAAAAAGGACUUGCCCAGCUACAGAGGAACUCUUAAUAAAUGAGCUGAAGUGUCAAAAGGAUUUCUUUCUCUUUUCGGUCUCCGGGUUUCUUCUUGUUGACGUGCAGUAAUGUCGCGUGCUUCACUGGACUCGAACAGCAUAUUCGCAGGCUGAUGAAACAUUUUGUCACUCCUUUUUAUUUGCUUUACUGCAACCCAGUGUGAAACCUGCAGAACAUCUCAGUAUAGUGCAGUGGUGAUGGACCUUCGACAUUUGGGUUAUGCAAGCUUUUGCAUGCCUGCUUCUGUGAAUGCUUCACUCCUGACUUUAUAAAGAGCGGUGGAUGCUCACAAUGUUUCCCCAUCUGUCUGAAUGAGGCAUGGCGACCAAACUGCGCCAAGUCCAAGAGUGUGUAUCUACACGUUCACACCUGUUCGGAUGGAUAAUGACAGUUUAUGCUACAGGUGAAUGAAUAUCGGCACAGUUUCUCCUGACAGCGAGCAUUUUGAAGCUGCUUUCUGACUCAGAACGAGCUUGUUGCUCAGUGAUAAUGGAUCUCAAAGUAGAAACCGAAGAAAUGGACACAAAUCAACCUCCACCCAUAGAAGUUUUUGCGAACAGCUCGACCCUGCAUGGAAUAUCUCACAUUUUCACAUAUGAGCGGUUCUGCAUCAAACGAUGCCUGUGGGUCGUGUGUUUCUUGGGGUCCCUGACCUUCCUGCUGUUCGUGUGCGUGGACCGGAUCCACUUUUACCUAGAGUACCCACAUGUCACCAAACUGGAUGAAGUCACGACCCCGAUCAUGACGUUCCCGGCGGUCACCUUCUGCAACCUGAACGCGUUCCGCUUCAGCCGCGUGACGCGAAAUGACCUGUACCACGCGGGGGAGCUGCUGGCCCUGCUCGAUCAGAGGUAUGAGAUCAGGGACGUGAAUCUCGUGGAGGAGAGUGUCCUUGAGAGCCUGAAGGUCAAAGCCAAUUUCCAUAAUUUUAAGCCACGACCCUUCAACAUGCGUGAAUUCUACGACCGCACCGGCCAUGAUAUCAACGACAUGCUGCUCGCCUGCCACUUUCAUGGCACUGUGUGCAGAGCGGCGGACUUCAAAGUGGUUUUCACUCGUUACGGGAAGUGUUACACCUUUAAUGCCGGCGGUGAUGGACGCACUCCCCUCUUCACCACCAAGGGGGGUAUGGGUAAUGGACUCGAGCUCAUGCUGGACAUCCAGCAGGAUGAAUACCUGCCUAUCUGGGCAGAAACAGAUGAGACUUCAUUUGAAGCUGGGAUCAAAGUUCAGAUCCACAGUCAGGACGAGCCGUCCUUCAUCGACCAGCUGGGGUUUGGGGUCGCGCCCGGGUUUCAGACGUUUGUUUCCUGCCAGGAACAAAGGCUGAUAUAUCUCCCCCCUCCCUGGGGAGACUGUAAAGUGUCUGCGAUGGAUUCAGACUUCUUCGACAGUUACAGCAUCACAGCCUGUCGCAUCGACUGUGAAACUCGAUACCUGGUGGACAACUGCAACUGCCGCAUGGUGCACAUGCCUGGCGACGCUCCUUACUGCACCCCCGAGCUGUACAAAGAAUGUGCUGACCCAGCUCUCGACUUCCUGGUGGAGAGAGACAACGACUUCUGUGUGUGUGAGACGCCGUGCAACAUGACCAGAUACAGCAAAGAGCUGUCCUUCGUCAAGAUUCCCAGCAAGGCCUCCGCUAAAUAUCUGGCAAAGAAAUACAACAAAUCUGAGCAGUACAUUAAAGAGAAUAUUAUGGUUUUGGACAUCUUUUUUGAAGCCCUCAACUAUGAAACUAUUGAACAGAAAAAAGCUUAUGAAGUGGCCGGACUUUUAGGUGAUAUUGGCGGUCAGAUGGGACUUUUCAUCGGAGCAAGCAUACUCACUAUUCUGGAGAUAUUUGACUACCUUUAUGAGGUGAUAAAGUACAAGCUGUGUCGCUGCUCUGAUAAAAAGCACAAGCACAACAACAACAACAACGACCAGGGGACGGUGCUGAGCUUAGACGACGUCAAGUGUCACGUCAGUAACUUUCAUUAGGCGGAGCUGCUGCACUCUCUCGUCUCGGAUUGGUUUUGUUGGACUUUGUUUGUUGCAGUUUUUCCAGACUGCAGGAUCAAACAGAGGGAAGUGUCUUAUCUGUGCCUGGCUGAGGUUUGUGAUGAGGGGAAUAAAGGCUUAAUCUGGUUGAAGAUAGGAGAAGCCACAGAGACAUCAGGGCAGCAUAAAGCAGAGAUCGAACAUGUUGCAUGGUCAUCUGUAAACAGCUUCUCAAGACAUAGUAACAGAUACAGUACAUGGGGGCAUGAACUGAGCUCAUAUGUGUUCAGUGAAUCAUUUGAAGCUGUGUUGCGCUGUUUGUGGAUUUGAAGGAGUUGUUGUGAAAUAAUUGAUGUGACAGGUUUGUUUUCUCACACAAAAGAUGUUUAAGUUAGAUUUUAAGGUAUUUGCAUGACAGUGCUUCACAUUCUUUUCACUUUUUACCUUCAAAUGAGCAUUUAUCGCUUUUGUUCCAGACUUUUCCACCAACUUUCCAUUCUUAUAUUGAUUUCACCCAACCUCCUCUUAUUGUCAGACGUCUUCCCUCGUUAGCAUUUUGCCAGUAUACUAUACUACCUCAUCUUGCAGGGUUGUGACAGCGCCCUUAAGAAUUUACAAGCCGAGCAAAUUAAUAAUAAAAAAAGGUUGUUUCAUCUUUAGAAAUGAGCACAACUGGUUGAAAAAACUAUAAAUCUGGCCUUAAAGUGAGCCCACGUAACAAUAGCUGAGCAGCACUCAUAGGUCUUUUUAUCAAAAGACAUUUUGACAUGUCACAGUAAGAAAAUAAAAGGUCUAAUUAAUGAAAUUGAUGAUGGGUGAUUUCCGUUAAGCUGCUUCAGUUUCAGCGUCCUGUUAUGUGCAUGUCGGCUCGCUAGCAAACUGUCAUAGCUAAAUGUGACAUUUGAACAGAACAGAGCCAUUAGUAAUAUUUUUAUAAUAAUAACACCUCUGUUGUUCCUGCAAUGACAAGUCAAAAUGUCUGUUGUGACAAAAUGAAGGGACCAUUACAAGAUAAAAGAAAAUGCUUGAAUGUAGUGUGAUGCAGCGGUUUCUUCGUUUGCUAACUUAGCCACCAUAAGUGGUUAAUGGUUAUACCUGGCCAAGUAAAGUAAAGCAACAAAACCCAUGUCAUAGUGUUCUAAACUAGAUAAGGGAUAUUUGGGAAAUACACUUAAUUUCUUUCUUGCUUAGAGUUUGAUAAGAAGAUUGAUACGACUUGUGUACCACUACCUGGCUAGCUUAGCACAAAGAGAGAAAACCACUUUAAGCAACAAAAAGCUAAAGCUCACAAAUUAAUAGGUUUUAACUCAUUUUUUUACAAAUUUAGUAAAACAACAACCACAAAGUUUUGUUUCUUUUUACCCUUUAAUAAAAAUGUAGAGCCAAGCUUGCUGUUUCCCUCUAUGGUCAGUGUUUUUGCUAAGCUAAGCUAACUGGCAACUGACUGUGAGAGUGGAAUCAAUCUUUUCAUCCAACAGGUGCAUAAUUCCCAAAAUGUGACAACAAUUGAGCUAAAACAAGUUAUUGAACAUGAAAAAGAGAUGGGUGUUUACACAGAAACAAAAAUAAAAGUAAACAAACCAUAUUAUGAACAAAUGUCUAAAGAGUUCUUCUCCAUGUGGUGCUACAAACGGAAAGAUUUGCCUUCAAAUUUCCAUUAAAUGACAAUCACUGUAAGAAUAUUUCCUGGCUAAAGUGCAAAAGGGACAUUAAUUUUAGGGAGUGUCGGACGUCUUUCUAUAUACAGUCUAUGAUUUUUACACAUAGAUGCUGUUUAUCACAAUUAACCUUCAGUGUUCGUUAACAUGGUAAGAUAAAAGUACUUAGUAUAAAUAUGUUGAAUGUGUUUUGCUAUCGUUUAGGGCCCUACAUUGCACGAAGCAUUGUACAGUAUGGGUCUUAAACUGACAAAUUAAUGGUUUUCAUCUGUCUGUGUGUAUGUGUGUGUGUGUGUGUGUAUGUGUUUGUUAACAAAGUUGCCUGAUUCAGAAGUGGAAAAAUAGGAAUUGCUACCCUUGUAUUCAAACCACUGUAUAUGUAAUCAGUUGGGCUGUAAACAUGUCAUUGCAUGUUUAAAUCUGUCUUUAUUCUGACUCUGUUUACAAAGAUCAGACAACAUUUUGUCGCCGUUUAUCGAGAUACACUCAUUCCCAUUGAGCUCAAUGUUAUUCUUAACAGGAAAUUGGAAUUGUAUAGCGAUAUAAUGUCAUUAUUAAGCACAACCAUGCCAUUAACUAUAUUAUAAAUACUGGAUAAUAUUAUCAUUGUAUUAGUCUGAUGUAGGAAAUAUUGUACUUGUUGAAUUUAUUUAAUAUGAACUAGCUCUGUGUCUCUUUUUCUUUACAUAUGAUUGUAGGUUCAUUUAUCAAAGUAUAUCAAAUAUAUAAGUAUGACUCUUUUUUUGUGUGUGUUGCUACAGUAAGAGCGGCUUCUUCUGUGUUGGAUGGUUGUUUUUCUAGCGUCUGCUGCAUGAGGUCAUGCAUCUCAGUAGGUCAAGUCCACAGGGUGUCCUUCUUUCAGGUUGUGUUUUAUAUUUUGCCUCCAAUUUUUAUUUUUUAUCUUGAGAUAUGAAUUGAUUAUUUCAGUCUGGUGUUGUAAAAAUAAAUAAUGGACUUGAUUUCAGAUUUCCACGUAUAUCAUUUUCGGCAUUGCUAGCGUUGUGGUUCUGGGAAAUCCAAUGUCCCAACUGAGACAUCUUAAAAACUUCCAAAUUUCCAAUAAUUUAUUCAAACAAAUUCAUGUUUUCUAGAAAAUAUCCCUGAAUUGCUAUGGUGGUCCUUUUCCUCUAGUGCCACAAAGAGGUUGACGUUUGUGGAUUUGAGUAAAAUGUCUCAACAACAUUUUUAAGGAUUGCAAUAUCACCUCAAGAUACUUAAAAUGUUAAGAUAUGGCUAGAUGGCACAGUGACUGUAGCCUUAUUGUGAAUUACUUCAUGAACUCAAAUAUUUGAGUUUAUGAUA